AUGCCGGGACCCUCGCCGGGACCGACAUCGGCGCCGACGAAGGGGCAGACGGCGGAGCCGACGACGGGGCCGACGGCAGAGCCGACGGCGGGGCCGACGGCGGGGCCUAUAGCGGCGCCGACGGCGGCACCGACGACCGCGGCAACGGCGGCUCCCACCUUUUCCCCGACGGUCGCGCCGACGGCCGUUCCCACGCUGGCGCCGACCGUAGCCGGUACCGCCGCCCCGUCAACGGCGCCUACGGUGGUGGUGGGAGGACUCGGGCCGGCGUCCGUGAAGGGCUCCAUCUCGGCGUCCGGCGUGCCCGACGCGCUCGUGGAGGAGAAGGGGGAGGAGGCCCUGAUCCAGGAGGCCGUGUGUGCCCUCGUCGAGUGCGUGGACGGCCUGGAGUCCGUCAUAGUAGGCGAAGCUUCGGUGAGAAGGGCGCGUUCGCUACUCACGUUCUCCUCCUCGAGGAACGGGAAGAAGGGGUUCCGGAUAGGUCCACGGCGGCGGCGGCUAGCGGAGUUGGAAGACGUGCAGUUUGAGGUCCCCACACCGACCUCGGUCCCGGUCGAGUCGGAGGCAGAACCCCUGACGGGGUCGAAGCAGGCGGCGGAUCUGUUCAACAAGGCUGCCGACGAGUCGUCCCUGACAGGAGUCGCAAGCGCUCUUGGCAUCGACGUGGCGGACCUAAGCUUCGGAGACCUGGCGUACUUCGAGGGGGAUGAGUUCACCUUCUCCAGCGACUUCGACCAAGCUGAAGACGAAGGGGCGAGCACCUGGGCGACGGUGCUCGUGGCGUUCAUCCUGGUCACGGCGAUGCUUCUCUGCUCCUGCUGCGCGUGCUUGGUGACCAAACACGCCACCGAGAAGGGGAUGGCCGGCCGGAGGAGACGGGCCGCCGCCGCCGCCGCCGCCCGCAGCCCGCCCCGCAAGUCGGCGGUGAUGCAAGAGAGGCUGUCCACGAUCGAGGAAGAGCAGGGGCUUCGCGUCGGAAAGAGCGAGAUGACGGCCUCCCACAGCAUGGGCCCGAGCCCGCACCACUCCCUCAUCCGCUCCACCUCCCAAGAAGCCGGCGCCGUCACCAGGUCCUCUUCCUCCGGCCGACCUAAGAUCGUCCACCGCACCCACUCCAUUGGCAGCGAGACAAACAGCGCGGUGUCCGAGAAGUUCGUGUACACCAACCCGAUGCACAAGCACGAGAAGAAGCUGUCCCCGCCCAACGAGUACGGCGACGACCUCGCGCAGCACUACGAGGGCGAGUUGGGGGACAUGUCGGACAUCUCAUCGGAGCUCCCUCAUGACAAGACCGACAACCCCCUCUUCUCGAGCGAUUCGAACCGCGACGGCGGUGGCUCUUCGCCGACUUCGGUCGCCGAGGCGGCCCGCGCCCGCGGCACCGGCAGCAGGAGCGUGAGCGGCGGCGGCAGUGGCAGUGGCAGCGGCAGCGGCAGCGGCAGCGGCAGCUGCAGCGGCAGCGGCCACCUGGCGGAGAGUGGCGCCAUCGUUGAGGUGGACUCCCACGGCGCGAGCAUGAGCGACGCCGCGUCAACGUCGCUGGCCUCUUCGCAGUCCAACACGAGCGAGUCGCCGCUGAUCGACCAGGCGUACUCGUCCAGCUUCGACUCCGACGUCGACCAGCGCGGGGGCGGAGAGGUCGCCGCCGAAGGCUCGCCGCUGGUUGGCGGUAGGAACUCGCGCGGCAGCGGCGGCGUGCUCAGCAUCGCCUCGGAAACCUCGUCCAGGAUGCCGUUCGGCCUGUCGCCGGUCGCCGAGAGGACCGACAGCAGGGGCGAGUCGCCGGGCCUGACCACGAACAGCAGCAGCACGACGGGCGGGGUGAGCACGGUCUACCUCGCCCGCGCCGGCGCCGACGGGCCCAGAGGCGUGCCGUGGUCCUACGGCGGCCCCGACGGCCGCGGGAGCUACUCGAUGGCAAGCGACGCCGCCGCCGCCGCCGCCGCCGCGGAGGACGAUGACGCCGAGAGCGUGUUCAGGCCGCCGUCUCCCGGGUCGGUGUCGAGGCCGCUUCAGCCGCUGCUCGCGCAGCAGUCGCCCAUGUCCUGCGUGUCGGGCUUCACCUCCAAGUCCAACUCGUUCGCCAUGUCGUCCCGCUCAAGCUCCAUGGCGAGCUCCUUCGCCAGCCCCAAGGCCGGCGGCGGCGCGGCCGACGCCGCCGCUGCCGCCUCGCGGCUGCCGCCGGUGGGCCUGCGCAAGGGCAUCUCGAACGAGAGCCUUAAGGCUAUCAAGAUCACCUCCGGUGGCGGCGACGCCGAGCGCGAGGCCGUCCGGGAGGCCGUCCGCAGGCAGCGGCGGAAGGUGGCGCGGUCGCUGUCCCAGGAGGACCCCAGGACCGAGGCCGGCAGCGAGGGAACAGCGGCGAUGGGCGAGGACGAGCUCGGAAGCCUCGGCGUGGAGAAGAUCCCCAAGAGUUCGGUGUCCUCGCUAAGCCCAUUGGCGCGGCAGCACAAUGAGUGGCGGGCGCGGUACGGGUCUUCCCAGUCGGAGCUCAAGUUUCCCGAAGGAGGGGGAGGCGGCGGGGGUCGCGGCAGCUUGGCCGCGUCGUCGCGGAUGGCCAGCGGCAUGAGCGAUGCGCGGCUGACCAGCGCGAGCACCUUGUCGAGCUUCAACGGGGAGAGCAUCGUUAGCGCAAUGCCGUCAGCAGAUGCCCGCGCUCAAAGCUCAGGAGCAACCAGGGCCUCUCCGGACCCCGCGAGUCCGGCCGGCGGCGGAGGCGUUUUCGGGCAGAGUGACACCGGUUCGGACGCCUCCGCCGAUGCCGCCGCCGGCCACGGCGAUGCCAGCGGCUCCAAGGGUCUCGCGAGUGCCCUGGACCGUCGCGUCAAGUCCGCGGCCGUCGCGCCUAGCCCCAAGCGCUCUAGGUCCGGCCGCGCGGGCACGGGGGCCACCAAGAGCGAGAGCACGGUCGACGAGGGCGGGGACGAGUUCUACGACGCCACGUCUACUGCCGGCGGCGCCGAUGGCGGCGGCAGAGGCGGCGACAGCGUCGUCGAGGCGGCGGCAGAGGCGGCGGCCGCCCGAGUAACGGCCGCCGCUGCUUCGAGGACCGGAGGAGGAAGCGGCGGCAGCGCGAGCCUGCGGUUCUCUUCGCGGCGGCGGACAGCGGGGCGCGACAGCAGCAGGCAUGCUGGGGGCACCGCCGCCGCGGCCGCCACCGCCGCUACCGAUUCCAGAGCAAGAGACGCGGAGGCGGCGGCGGUCGUGGCCGCGGCCGAGGCGGCGGCGGCGGCGGCUACCAGAACCAGGGCCCCGCAGAUGACGGCCGGGACGCGCAUGUCGUCGUCGCUGUCGCUCUCCAGGUCGUCGUCUGAGGCUAGCUCUUUGCCCUCGCCCGUCUUCGUCCCGUCCACCUCGUUCCAGUCGCACCAUGCGUUCACGUCCGGCGGUGGCGGCAGCGGCGGCGGUGGCAGUAGCAGCGGGGCCUCCUCGGCAAGGGCCGCCUCGGCGGCCGCCGCGGCCGUCGCCGCCGCGGGGGUGCUGGACGGCACCCGGGGGCUCGACCAGGCGUCGAUCGUAGCGGCAGAGGAAUGCCGGGACCGCGCGAUCGAGGCGGGGACGGCGGCGGCGGGGGCGGCGGUAGCGUCCGGGGAGGUGACCACGGAGGCACAGCUCAUGGCGGCGGGCGCGGUGGCAGCGGCGAAGGCCACCAAGGGGCGUGCGGUGCCCGACGACGUGCGCCGGAAGGCCAUCCAGGCGGGAGCGGCGGCGGCCGCGGCCGCGGCCGCGGCGGACGUGGGGCCGACCGGCGGCGGCGUCAGCAACCGCUGGAGCACGGGCACCAGCGCGGUGGAGCUCAAGUCCGCCCUAAAGAAGGAACCCUCGUUCCGGAGCACGGCGGAGAAGCCGCGAAGCGUGUCGUUCGCGUACGACAGUGACGGCGAUGACGACGACGACGACGACGGCAGCGACGGCGACGGCAGCAACAGGAUAGGAGGGCUUCGACAGCACCUCGCCGACCCGAGCAGGCCGUCGGGGUCCUACCGGCGCAUGGAGUCGGACUCCUCCAGCCUGUCGGGAGAGUCUCUUUCCCCGUCAUUCCGAGGCUCUUCGGCGACAGGGGGCGGCGAUAACGUCUCCCAGGCCAGCUUCGACACCAACAUCACCUUCAGCGCCGUCAGCAUGUCGAGCUACGCCACCGCCACGACGACAAGCACCGCCUACGGCGGCGGAAGGGUUGGCGGCGGCAGGGUUGGCGACGACAGGGGAGGGGACGAUGCCUACAGCCAGCGGAGCAGCUACAGCUUCCGGCACGAUAGCAGCGGGUCUUGCAGCGAGUCCGACACGGACUGGCCGCCCUCCUACCAGCGCGGCGCCGGGCCACGUAGCUCGACGAUCGUGGCCGAGCGGAAAAGGGAGGAGGAGGCCACCGGGGCGCGGGCGGCGACGGCGGGGAGACGCGGCGGCGGCCGUGUCUUCGAGGUUAGUGCGGAGGCAGCGGCGGCAGCCGCUGCCGUGAUCUCUCCGAGGGAGCUCGGGGCGACGACGGCCGGCCCCGCGGCGGCGGCGGCGGCGGCGGCCGCAGCCGGCGCCAAGAAGGAGUCGAAGGUGUCGGCCUACAAGAAGAUGUUUGCGGCAGGCGGCAGCGGCGGCGGCAGCGGCGGCGGCAGCAGCCGGUCCUCGAGCGGGGAGAGCAAGCGGCGGAUGGUGAUGCGCUGAGAAGGCACAGUUGCGAGCUUUGAAUGACGAUUGUGGUGGGACGGGGCACCUGCCCAUCCCCCACGCACGGGCAGCAACAUCCCUGCUUGCAAGAACGAGAGCUGUUUAAGGAAGCGGCGGCGGAGGCGGCGGGUCCAGGAGCUAUGUAGCCGUUGCAUUGGUUCGGAGCUGCUGGCUUUUGUCGGGGUUUGUUCUGUCCCGGUGGUGGCGGUGGGACAGUACUACGACUGGGUCGUGUUUUCGGAUUUUUCGCUUUCCCCCGUGAUUAAUUCCGUGCCUUUGGCGGAGCGCUCCCGCUGCGUUCCCGCGUGCGUUGUCGUUUCGCAAGUUGGGGGUGGGGGGGGGAUUCAGGCAGGCAGGCAGGCAGGCAGGCAGAAGGCGCGUAUGUAUGUGUGCCUUCCGUAGCGGCGAGAAGUGCUACCGCUGCUGUUGUGUGCGAAUUCUAUCGUAGUGCACGGGUGGGCGGGGGUCUCUCGGGACAGCUCCAAUCCUCCUCAAGUUUCGCCGAUUUCUCGCUCCGUGGUCACCGAAGCAGCAGGGCUCGGCCCGCGUUCAGCUUGAACGGCUCAGUCCGUCUCCUCUCUUUCAGUAGUUCGCAGAGACCAGAAAAACAGCAAGAGGCACACAAAACUGCACCAUGAUGAUUACUGUCCUUGAAGGCGUUUAGCUGCUCGCUAGUGGUUGAUCUCGCCUUGUGGUGUCGGUCAACAACCCUUUGUCCAGCGUAGAAGAAGGAAAGUGUCUUCGUGGUAUUACACGGUAUUUAACUAGGUCUCCGGGCGGGGGGGAGGGGGGGGGGGGCACAAAUACUUGAUUGUCUUUGUUGAAACAGCGCCGGCGGCGCGCAUUCACAGGUUGCCGUUCUUUUUUCUUACUGUAUGGUCUAGCACACGCGCCUGUGGCAAUGAAGGAUCGCGGUUUAUGAAGUUACGCAAGAACUUUUUUUUGCCGGGUGUUGGUGGUAUAGAACGAGGUGGGAAGGGGCACGGGGGACGGGGGGGGGGAGACACUCUUGGGGUGCUGCCAUCUUUUUUGCAAACCCUCCCCCGCGGGGCCCAGUGUCAAGUUCUUUGCGCUCGCUUUGCAGCGGCGGUGGCCCCUUGUUACCGCCCACGCAUGGAUGGGGGUGGACAUGUGGUUGUACGAUGUAUGGAGGUACCACAUGCUCGAGUGAAAACAACUUGAGGGUUGGUCAGGACAACGAAAAGCAGCUCGACGUUUGGUUGUGCUUGCCGUUGGAUGGAUAGUUUGCGUGAGACACGAACGGCGCAUCAUCGUCAGAUCCCGUCCGCUGCUACUACUGUCGAGAUGGAUGGGCCCAUCGCGAUAGAUUUGAGUCUGAUGAUGACACACGGAGCGGGUGAUUGCUGGCGGGCAUGGGAUGUGCGGGUGUUUGUUUCUCCGUGGGGGGUGGCCGUGUUAUUCUGGCGGUGGCGGUUCUGUGUAGAACAAGCGACCGCCUUAGGUUGUUUUUGUGUAAAGAACGGACGUGCGUGGCUAAAUGGAGGGCAGCGUGAGAUCGACGUCGUCCUGCGCGAGCCAUUUAUCUACACUUGAGACUUAAAGUCGGCUCUUUGUCUUUGAUGGGCGUUGUUGGCGCUAUUCGCACUCAGCAAGGGGGCGGCCAAGGCUGCGCGCCGGGUGUUAAGUUGUUGUUGUCAUUGUCUUCCCCUAGUUCCAUAUGUCUAGAGCGUUUCCGUAAGCACGUUGGGUGGAAUUGUAUAGUCUAGUAUUUAUUUCCAGUUAUCUCAUUUCUUCUUCUCUGUCGAAGCUUUGUGCGUUCAGCGAAAAAAGAAGCCGGGGGACUUGGUCUUUUUUGUCAUGUUUUUUACCAUUAAGAGGAGGAGAAGCAAAGCGCGGGCUGCCCCUGCUGUGGCUGUACUUUUCUCUGAGCUUGCUACGACUUCCUUCUCCCUCUCUCUCGCUUGCUGUACAUCGUUGCGUGUGUUGUUGGCCCCUUCUCGACCGUUGGGUGUUGAUUGACAGCGCAUUGUAGUCGCAUUUUUUUUGACGCAACGAUCCCUGCAGCCAACAGGUACAAAUCGGUGUUUCCCCACGUGCUCACUUCAGCAGGACUACUGGUGUGGUAUCCGUUUGGCGGGCAGGAGGGAAUUCGCACGUACAAAAUGAUGGGCAGGUGUAAUCGCUUUUGUCUUGGCAUUUCAUCGGCGGCAUUGGAGGGCUGGGAGGCGGUCAGGUGGGCCUCUCUUGUUUUGUGUAGGAUUGUAUCAAGGUUGCGCCAUCACGCGUUGUUGCACGGGUGAGAAAAAAACAUGGGCUCGGCCUCUUUCGCACGAGCGAAUAAACAGCCUCCUCUGCCUUUCAUGCGUUUGGUCGCGCACCACUUGGUUUGCAAUGGUU
Ectocarpus sp. CCAP 1310/34 is the source of this 7020-nucleotide messenger RNA. Lineage: Eukaryota; Phaeophyceae; Ectocarpales; Ectocarpaceae. The record is from the annotation of a GenBank genome assembly.